AUGGACAUAGAUUCUAAGAUUCGAGCGUACAGAUUUGUUGGCUAUGCGGCUGUUUUCUUCUCAGCCGUCACCGUCUUCAGCGUGUGCAUCACCUUGCCUAUCAUCUACAACUACACACAGCAGAUGAGACGCAAUAUCAAUAGCGAAGUCGAGAAAUGUCGUGUUGAAAUCAAGGACACAUGGACUGAGGUCAGUCUUAUGAAUGUUGAGAGCAAGAUGUUGAACAGCACAAGGGUGGCUCGUCAAGCCAAACAAUGCCAAGGAUGCUGUCUACCCGGGGAGGCCGGACCAAAAGGAGCUCCCGGAAGACACGGAACCCCUGGAAGAAAUGGUGCCCCAGGUGCUCCAGGAAAUCCUGGACGUCCUCCGACGAACAUGUGCGAGCCCGUCACUCCACCACCAUGUGAGCCUUGCCCUGCCGGAGACAUCGGACCACCCGGACCUCCCGGACUUAAAGGACAUCAAGGACCACCCGGUCCCGCUGGACCUGAAGGUCCAGAAGGAGAGCCAUCGGUGUGUUUCUCGACGGUUGCUGUGGUUUCGAUCGUGAUCACGCUUCCGAUGGUAUAUCACUACAUGUCAGCUAUUCGCCAACAAACCGGACUAGAAAUGGAGAAAUGCAAGUCACAAAUCAAAGACACUUGGAAUGAGGUGUAUCAUAUGGGAUCAGAGGUUCUCGUUGCAAAUCACACAAGGGUGGCCCGUCAAGCAUCCAAGUGUGACGAUUGCUGUCUUCCCGGAGCUGCUGGGCCACAAGGAGCGCCCGGAAAACACGGACGCCCAGGACGUUCCGGAACUCCUGGAAUGCCUGGCAACCCUGGUCGUGCACCAACCAACAUGUGCGAACCAAUGACUCCACCACCAUGUGAGCCCUGCCCAGCUGGAGGGCCCGGACCCCAAGGACCCCCAGGAAUUUCCGGUGACGACGGACCUAACGGACCAGCGGGACCCUCUGGUCCUGAUGGAGAACCCGGAGAUGCUGGACCAAAGGGAGGUCGUGGACAACCUGGCCACCCCGGAGAGCCUGGAUCACCUGGUCCAAAUGGCCAUGAUGGACAAAAUCGAGAACCACAGCCAGGAGCCCCUGGACAACCUGGCGAAGACGGCUUGGAGGGACCACCUGGCGAGCCGGGAGCCGAUGGAACUGAUGGGCAAGAUGGACAACCAGGAUCCAAAGGACCUGACGGAGCUCCUGGAAGACCCGGAGAGGACGGACAAAAUGGAAAACCCGGAUGUGACGGACAGGCCGGAGUCGAGGGCGAAAAGGGACUUUGUCCAAAAUAUUGUGCUCUCGAUGGCGGCGUUUUCUUCGAGGAUGGAACCACCAGACGU
This is a messenger RNA of Mesorhabditis belari, 1332 nucleotides long. NCBI's taxonomy places the organism in Eukaryota, Metazoa, Nematoda, Chromadorea, Rhabditida, Rhabditidae. The record is from the annotation of a GenBank genome assembly.